This is a messenger RNA of Pochonia chlamydosporia 170, 1725 nucleotides long. RefSeq names its product AMP-binding enzyme. The coding region runs from base 1 to 1725 and encodes 574 amino acids. Lineage: Eukaryota; Fungi; Ascomycota; Sordariomycetes; Hypocreales; Clavicipitaceae. The record is from RefSeq and is a predicted model, not a curated record. Gene Ontology annotation, biological process: fatty acid metabolic process. The transcript is spliced from 5 exons. Gene Ontology annotation, molecular function: medium-chain fatty acid-CoA ligase activity.
AUGUCUUGUUUGAAUGGUGACCCUCCUGCGACGGAGCGGUUUCCCAAAGAUGCCAUAUUCACUCGGCUGAAGCGCCUCUGCAAGGAGAGAACAGAUGUUCUAUUUCAUGAUGACUAUGGUAUUGAUGCUAAUUACAGCCAUCUGAUCGGCGACAUCAUGCAUUUGCGCCGCAAACUACGCGAGAAACUUCCAUCAUCUUCGUUCAAUAGUCAUGGCUCGCUUCGAGGGGACGCCGCAUCUAUUGCAUUCCUGGGUCAUAGUGGAUACCAUUUUAUUGUGAGCUUCUUCGCAAUCAUUGCUUUGGGUGGGAUAUGCGUGCCGUUGGCGACCGGGCUCACCGAUAAAGAGGCACUGUACAUUUUGAACAAGACCAAGGCAGUUUGCAUCCUGACAGGGCCAAGUACUCUUGACGUUGCCACCAGGAUAAAGCAGUUUUCUCAAAGUCAAGUCAGUCAGGCAUUGGAGUUGGUCACCAUAACAAGAGCGGACCACGAAUCAAGCAAGUCUCAUCAUCACGCAUUUGAAAUUGAUGGAGACUUGACAUUCUCGCCUACUACCGGCUGCCUCGUUCUCUUUACUUCCGGCACAACCGGACCACCAAAAGGCGUACUUCUCCCUCGCAAGAUGUUCCAUUGCACGGCAGACCUUGCAUCCAAACCAGUUAUCUACCUUGCCUCCUGUCCGGUGCAAUGGGUAGGAGGUACUGGUCUUAUAGACAGCGUUCUUAAUGCAGAACAUUUGCAUAUCAUGAGAAAUGAUUGCGGACCUGGAGAGUUUUGGGAAAUCCUUAAGGAGGGAAAAGUCACAGAAAUGAGUGUUUCUCCGACACUAUUAAGGGGGUUAAUGAAGUACUACAAUGAGAACAUUCGUGGUCUGCCCGAUGAAGACCGCGACAGAUACCUUCAUGGGGCCAAAAACCUCGAGGUUGUGUACACAAGUGGCUCGGUGUUGAGUCGCUUCACUCGAAAGUUCUUUACAGAUUUGAUGAACAUGCCAUUGAGAAAUGGGUAUGGAAUUACUGAGAUGGGUGGAGGGGUGAUAGUCACUCCAGAUGGGUCCGACUAUAAGGAGGGGUACAUCGGUAAACCACUUCCAGGAAUAGAAGUGAGGCUAUCCGAAGGCAACCAUGGAGAAAUUCUGGUUAAGAGCCCUCAUAGGUUCAUCGGUUACGUGGGCGACGAAAAAGCCACGCGCGCUGCAUUUGAUGACGAAGGCUUUUAUAAAACAGGAGAUCAAGCUCAUCGUGUUGGUGAUGACUUCUACUUUGAUGGCCGCCUUUCACAGGACUGGAUCCGGUUUCAUGAGUACACGAUAUCGGUACUAGAGCUAGAACAGUCGCUGAUGGACCUUCCGUAUGUUUUUGAAGCCCAUGUCCUUCCGGUCCCGGAGCAUGAAGCCGGCGGAAUAGUUGCCGCUCUCGUCCGCCUGGACAAACAUGCUGGUCAAGGAGCAAAACAUGAUGUUACUCUUGCGACCAUACGUGAGGAUCUAGCUGGUGCAGGGCUGGUUUCGUACAAGUUGCCCGCGCUCCUGCGGCUGCUCCGUGAAGAGGAUCAAGUCCCUUUCACGGCUUCCGGAAAAGCAGUCAAGAAGGAAUGUUUGCGAAAAUAUUUCAACAUCACAGGCUACCUACAGGAUCAAUAUGCUGUUGAUGGUGUAGAAUAUUGGGGAAACAAAUUGGAUUUAGGAGCUUCAUCGCGCCUUUUCGAUUGGGGCGGCCUUUAA